Molecule: messenger RNA, 306 nt
Organism: Microtus ochrogaster (prairie vole)
Lineage: Eukaryota; Metazoa; Chordata; Mammalia; Rodentia; Cricetidae
Product: keratin-associated protein 6-1-like
Exons: 2
Coding region: 1-306 (101 amino acids)
Source: RefSeq, a predicted model, not a curated record
AUGGGUGAUGUUGGCAAGUGGAGCAUAGAGAUGGUCCAUGAAAGAUUUCUAACAACCUCAACAACCAUCACCAUGUGUGGUUACUACAGAAACUACUAUGGAGGCAGAGGCUAUGGCUGCUGUGGCUAUGGAGGCCUGGGUUUCGGCUAUGGAGGCCUGGGCUAUGGCUAUGGAGGUCUGGGCUAUGGCUAUGGGGGUCUGGGUUGUGGCUAUGGCUGUGGCUAUGGCUAUGGCUCACGCUCCCUCUGUGGCUGUGGCUGUGGAUAUGGCUCUGGCUAUGGAUCUGGAUUUGGCUACUACUAUUAA